AUAUAAGAAAGAUAAGUAAAAUAGAGGCACUAAGAGGCAAAAUCAAUCUAGUAAAUUAAAAAAAAUAAUGUAAAAUGGAGGCGUGGAGAGGCAGGGCGCGGUACAGUUGGCACGCCUGGCCCCACCUGGACACACGAAGAUGGAGGACGCCCCGGAAUUUGGAACGGAAAAGCUCCGUCGGGCAUGGACCACGACGGAGGCCAACCCCCACGACAUGGAGGCGUGGAGUCUCAUCAUCCGCGACGCCCAGAACCGAUCCAUCGAGUCAGCGCGCGGCAUCUUCGAGCGCCUUGUGACCACCUUCCCCACCACCGGCAAGUUCUGGAAGAUGUACAUUGAGCAAGAGAUGAGGUCUUAUAAUUUUGAAAAGGUGGAAAAGUUGUUCCAGCGAUGUCUCACCAAGGUCCUCAACAUCGACCUCUGGCGCCUCUAUGUUACCUACGUCAAGGAAACCAAGUCCAGCCUCCCCACCUACAGAGAGAAGUUGUCCCAGGCGUACGAGUUUGCCAUCGACAAGAUCGGAAUGGACUACAAUUCCUACACGCUCUGGAACGACUACGCAAACCUGCUCAAGAAUGCUGAGGUUGUGGGCUCCUACGCUGAGAACCAGAAGAUCAUGGCAGUCCGAAAGGUUUAUCAACGUGGUAUCGUCACCCCCAUGGCUAAUAUCGAACAGCUCUGGCGCGACUACUUGGAGUUUGAGAAGAAUAUUAACCCGAUUAUCGCCGAGAAGAUGAAUAUUGAGCGAGGGCGGGACUACAUGAACGCACGGAGGGUCGGCAAGGAGCUGGAGGCGGAGACGAGGGGGUUAAACCGUCACCUGCCCAGUGUCCCGCCCUCGGCCCUACCGGAGGAAAUUAAACAGGUUGAGAUCUGGAAGCGCUACAUCAGGUGGGAGAAGGACAACCCCCUGCGCACUGACGACCAGACGCUAGUUACCAAGAGGGUGCGCUUCGCUUACGAGCAGUGCCUCCUCUGCCUCUCCCACCACCCUGACAUCUGGUACGAGGCCGCCCUGUUCCUGCAAGAGUCCUCAAAGCUGCUCUCGGAAAAGGGGGACGUCAACGCGAGCAAGAUCUUCAGCGAGGAGGCGGCGCAGAUCUACGAGAGAGCCAUUUCUGGGCCGCUGCGGAAGAACCAGCUACUCUACUUUGCCUACGCUGACUUUGAGGAGUCCCGCCUACGCUACCCGGAGGUCCACAAGAUAUACCAGAGAUACAUCGAAAUGGAGGACAUCGACCCCACACUGGCGUAUCUCCAGUACAUGAAGUUCGCCCGACGCGCUGAGGGUAUCAAGUCCACGAGGGAGGUGUUCAAGAAGGCGAGGGAGGACAUUCGGACGCAGUUUCACGUGUACGUCGGCGCGGCGCUGAUGGAGUACUAUUGCACCAAGAACAAGGACAUCGCUUUUAGGAUCUUCGAGCUCGGCCUCAAGAAGUUCCCCGACAAUGCGGACUAUAUCAUGGCCUAUGUGGACUACCUCUCCCAUUUAAAUGAGGACAACAACACGAGGGUUCUGUUCGAGAGAGUCCUGACAUCUGGGCAGCUCAAGAACGAGGACACCGUUGGCCUCUGGAACCGCUUCUUGGAGUUCGAGUGCAACGUGGGGGAUCUGGCAUCAAUCGUGAAGGUGGAGAAGCGAAGAGCGCACGUCCUACAGAAGCUGCAAGAGUUUGAGGGUAAGGACACGGCGCAGCUUGUCGACCGCUACAAGUUCAUGGACCUCUACCCCUGCACACCAGCCGAGCUAAAGGCCAUCGGGUAUCGGGACAUCUCGACACACGCUAUGAUCAUCAACCCCAACAUCCCCCGCGGCCUGUCCAUCCACGACUCACAGGAACCAACCUACUUGCGGCCGGACUUCUCACAGAUGAUCCCCUUCAAGCCCAAAGCAAAGUACAUUCCUGGAGAGCACCCGGUGAAAGGAGGUGCCUUCCCGCCUCCUCCAGCCGUGGCCAACCUGCUGUCACUGUUACCACCUCCCAAUUGCUUCCGGGGACCCUUCGUCAAGCUGGAGGCUCUGGUUGACCUCUUCAUGCGUCUCAACCUUCCCGAACAAGGAGGCCAAUGGUCGACCACGGGGAGCCACGACGUCCGCCUCUUCGAGCUCUCCAAGUCAGUGCAUUGGGUGGUGGACCCCAGCGGCGAUCGCAAGAGGAAACUCAUCGCCACAGAGGAUUCAGACGACGAGGACGGCAACAAACCCGUCCUGACCAGCGACAUCUACCGAGCCAGGCAGCAGCGGAAGAUGAGAUGAACGCAGCCUCUAUUCAUCCUCCUCCUCUUUUGCCAUAUUUUAGUGCGUUGAUAAGAUGCUGAAAUUCGUCAUACAUGUACUAGGGUGGCUUCCAGUGGUCCAUAUCAGCUGCAUCAAGUUCAUGUCCUGGUACUGUGUUGAUGAGAUGAGAUGAACACAGCCUCACUUGAUCAGCCUUAUCUCAUCCCAUAUCUUAAUGCAUUGAUAGGAUGCUAAGAUUUGUCAUACAUAUACUAGGGUGGCUUUCAUGGGUCCAGGUCACCUACAUUGAGAAAUAUUUGAGGCAUUGAUGAUGUGGCACUCUGUUGAUAGAAUGCAAAAGUUUGCUAAAGACAUACUAAGGUGGCUUUCAUGGGUCCAGAUCACCUGCAUUGAGAAAUAUUUAAGGCAUUCAUAUCCUGGUACUGUGUUGAUAAGAUGAGAUGAACACAGCCUCAUUUGAUCCUCCUCUCUUGCCAUAUCUUAGUGCGCUAAUAAGAUGCUAAAAUUUGCCAUACAUGUACUAAGGUGGUUUUCAUGGGUUCAUAUCACCUGCAUUGAGAAAUAUUUGUGGCAUGUCCUGGUACUGUGUCUAGAGAUGAGGUUGUUUUCUCACUUUCCUGUUACUAAAGGUGUUUUUGCGCCUAUAAAGUGAAGGAUCAGAUCUUACAGGUGGAGAUUGUAGAUGUUAGUAGGUGAUGCUGGUAAAUUCAGUGCUAAAAGAAGAUGAGACAGCUGAAUAUGACCAACAAAAAGUAUUCAUAGCAGGAGAUUGUAAAUGCAAGUAGGUGAUUCUGGCAACUUGGGAGCUAAAGAAUGAAGAAAUCACUGAAUAUGACCAAUAAAGGGGAGUUUCAUCUCUCUUGCAGUGGCUGUGAAGUGUGGGAGCACUGGGUUUGUUGGCUUCGUUAUGGCACAAAGUAAAGGGUUGGAAGCAGCCUCCGUUUAUAGCACAAGUGAUCACCAGGGAAUAGACAAGGCUGGUGUGGAGUUUUGCAGACUUUUGUUUAGUUUUACCUUAUGAUUGAGUCCAAAUAGCAUACCAGGGAGCUUCACCCUCUUCUUUUUUUUAUGGCACAAGUGAUCGCCAGGGAACAGAUGAUGCUGCUGUGGAUUCUUGCAGACUUUCGUACAGUUUUACCUUAUGAUUGAGUCCAAAUAGCAUACCAGAGAGCUUCACCCUCUUCUUUUUUUUAUGGCACAAGUGAUCGCCAGGGAACAGACAAUGCUAAUGGUAGUGUGGAUUCUUGCAGACUUUCGUACCAUAUUACCUUACGACUGAAUCCAAAUAGCGUACCAGAGAGCUCCAGCCUCCUCGUACCACGUGUCAAGCUUAACAACAAUAGGACAAAAUGAGUUUUUCACCGAACUAUCAAUUAUUUUUAAACCAAUUGGAAAAAAAUUGUUUCCAUACGAGAAUUCUAGACGAAAAAUCACUCAUCAUGAUUCUAAUUUCUUUAUUCAUAUCUUCCUAUGCAGCCUAAUUUACAGAAGAUGACUUUAUAUUUAGAUCUAAGUUUAUCUUCUCAUUGAUGCAAGUAUAUUCAGAAUUUCCGAUGCACUUUAAUUCUACUUACACCAGGACAGUCAUGCAGUAAUCACAUGACCUAUUAUCAACAUGCAGAAUUAUUCCAAAGUGUCGCAUGUUACUGUGUUGGACGCCUCAUGAAAAUAAGUUUAUUGAUUUUAAGAACUCUUUGUUACAUGUAUUAUUAUAUGUCACGAAAAGAUAUAUUUUUGCCUUCAUUUUAAUUCACGGUAUUCAUGCUCAAGAGUACAAACAAGAUAUCAGUGUUUAGGGGUUUGUAAAUAUAUAUGUGUGUGUGUGUUUGUGUAUAGUGGAAGAAUGUGUUGUAGUGUGUGUGUGUGUGUGUGUGUGUGUGUGUGUGUGUGUGUGUGUGUGUGUGUUUCGUAACUGCAAAUGUAUUACGAUUAUGCGACAAAAAGACAAAGUAUAACAAUCAUGAAGUAUGUAUGUAUGUAUAUAAUGUAACUACGAAACCAGGAAAAGAAUGCAAAUGUUAUACUGAUGCAGAGACACAGCUAAGAAUACUAUAGUCAUCCCUCUUCUAGCCAGUGUAUGUAUGUAUGUAUAUAAAUUAUGUAUGUGUAUGUAUUGUCCAUUAUUUUUACAUUCAUACAGAAAAACGAAUAGCAAAGGCUUGUACCUGACUGUGUGUGGCAAGACUGCAGUAUAGUAAUUGUGUCCUUUGUGAGAAGAUAAUCAAUAAAAGUGGUUCAAGAAUGUGA
Messenger RNA from Eriocheir sinensis (Chinese mitten crab), 4486 nucleotides. It is a transcript of the gene su(f), whose product is annotated as protein suppressor of forked-like. Gene Ontology annotation, molecular function: protein binding; mRNA binding. The record is from RefSeq and is a predicted model, not a curated record. Lineage: Eukaryota; Metazoa; Arthropoda; Malacostraca; Decapoda; Varunidae. The transcript is spliced from 14 exons. Gene Ontology annotation, cellular component: nucleus. Gene Ontology annotation, biological process: mRNA 3'-end processing. The coding region runs from base 140 to 2257 and encodes 705 amino acids.